Molecule: messenger RNA, 2394 nt
Organism: Equus caballus (horse)
Lineage: Eukaryota; Metazoa; Chordata; Mammalia; Perissodactyla; Equidae
Gene: MOCS3
Product: molybdenum cofactor synthesis 3
Biological process (GO): protein urmylation; tRNA wobble position uridine thiolation
Cellular component (GO): cytoplasm; cytosol
Molecular function (GO): thiosulfate-cyanide sulfurtransferase activity; adenylyltransferase activity; URM1 activating enzyme activity
Source: RefSeq, a predicted model, not a curated record
CAUGGCUGCCAGGGACAAGGUGCUCGCUUUGCAGGCUGAAGUUGCCCAGCGUGAGGAGGAGCUGAGUUGCCUGAAGCAGAGGCUGGCGGCGGCUCUCUUGGCGGAGCAGAAGGCAGAGCGGCGGGUUCCGGUGUCGCCCCUGCCGCCGAAGGCCGCGCUAUCCCGAGAUGAGAUUCUGCGCUACAGCCGGCAGCUGGUGCUGCCGGAGCUGGGCGUGCACGGACAGCUGCGCCUGGCGACCGCGUCCGUGCUGGUCGUGGGCUGCGGUGGGCUUGGCUGCCCACUGGCGCAGUACCUGGCGGCGGCCGGCGUAGGCCGCCUUGGCCUUGUGGACUACGACGUAGUAGAAAUGAGCAACCUGGCCCGCCAAGUGCUGCACGGCGAGUCGCUGGCCGGCCAGGCCAAGGUCCUUUCGGCCGCCGCCGCGCUGCGCCGCCUCAAUUCGGCGGUGGAGUGCGUGCCCUACGCGCAGGCGCUCACGCCAGCCACGGCCCUGGACUUGGUCCGCCGCUAUGACGUGGUGGCUGACUGCUCCGACAACGUGCCCACUCGCUACCUGGUUAACGACGCCUGUGUGCUGGCCGGCCGGCCUCUUGUGUCCGCCAGCGCCCUGCGCUUCGAGGGCCAGAUCACCGUCUACCACUACCACGGCGGGCCUUGCUACCGCUGCGUGUUCCCCCAACCACCUCCAGCGGAGACGGUGACCAACUGCGCGGAUGGCGGGGUGCUCGGCAUCGUAACUGGGGUCGUGGGCUGCCUGCAGGCGCUGGAAGUGUUGAAGAUUGCUGCGGAGCUGGGCCCCUCUUACAGUGGCAGCUUGUUGCUCUUUGAUGCUCUCAGAGGACAUUUCCGCUGUAUUAAGCUUCGGAGCCGCCGGCCCGACUGUGCAGCUUGCGGGGAGCGGCCCACUGUGACCGACCUACAGGACUACGAAGCCUUCUGUGGCUCCUCAGCCACUGAUAAGUGCCGCUCCCUGCAGUUGCUGAGCCCAGAGGAGCGAGUUUCUGUCACCGACUAUAAACGACUUCUGGAUUCUGGGGCCCCCCACCUGUUGCUGGACGUCAGGCCUCAAGUGGAGGUGGACAUCUGUCGUUUGCCUCAUGCCCUGCACAUCCCUUUGAAACAUUUGCAACGGAGGGAUGCGGAGAGCCUGAAACUCUUAGGAGAAGCAAUCCGGAAAGGGAAACAGGGCACACAGGAAGGGGCAGCUCUCCCCAUUUAUGUGAUUUGCAAACUGGGCAAUGACUCCCAGAAAGCCGUGAAGAUCCUGCAGUCCUUGACAGCAGUCCAAGAGUUAGAGUCUUUAACGGUUCAGGAUGUUGUGGGGGGCCUCAUGGCCUGGGCUGCCAGAAUCGAUGAAACGUUUCCGCAGUACUGAGGUGGCUGUGGUAUAGUCUGAUCUGAGAAAGAUGUGGAUUGCCAUAUUGCUCUAAAGAUAUUUAUGUCCAUUUUUUUUUCAAUAAUGUGCAGAAGAGCCUGGGAUUCUAUGACGUCUGUGAAUACAUAGGCCUUUUUUUAUAAGGAGCUUUUUAAUUGUAACUUACUGGAUGACAUAGUUAUUAAUGGGUUAUGAUACUGUUUCUGAGAACUGCCCUGUGUUUUCAGCACUUGGAGGGUGUCUUGAACAUGUGAUAAAAUGUAAGUGACAAGGUUUUGUGUUUCAAACUGCAGAUCAUUUACCUGUCCUGCUUUUUAUCCACCUCCCACAGUCAGAAAGCUCUCUCAAUCGUCCAUGUUAUGCCUGGAAUUAAGGUCUAGUAAACUUAGUCUUAGCGAAUUGAUUACAAAUGACAGUUAAGCACAGUUUAUUCUUUACUAAGACAUUCUUUGGGUCUUAUUUCUACUUCCGAUGAUAGACUAUGUCCUACAGAAAUAAGUGUUUAAAAUGUAAAUUGUUUUAAAUGUCUUGGAAGUGGUCGUUCUAUUAAAUAUUUUUAAUUAAUAUCAAAGUGAUAUAUUUACCAGUUAGCAAAAGAAAGGAAACCACCUUUGUAGUCUGUCAGUUUUUCUUGUAAAUUGCUGAUUUUUUGAAAAGUUAGCUUCGGGGUCCACCUUAUGCUGGACACGUGAACAUUUUCUAAACUCUGUACCAUGAUUUGGCCUGCUCUGUAAUCUUCAAGUCCAAGUCCCAACCUUCUUCCUCCCCCUGCCUUUUUAUUCCUAUCCAAUCUGUUAUUUUUACUUUUGUCUUUACUGUAUGGCCAGGACCCCAAGAACAAUAUUGAAUUAAAGUGGAAUAGUGAACAUUCUUGGCUCCUCAAUCUCAGGUGAAAAACUUUAAAUAUUUGACCAUUGUCAGGUGAAAAACUUUGGCUAUUUGACCAAUAUUGCAUGUUAUUGGUUUACUGUAGAUAUAUACCCUUUAUCAGAUUAAAGAAAUUUCUGUUCAUAGUU